Aspergillus pseudoviridinutans is the source of this 3255-nucleotide messenger RNA. RefSeq lists its product as uncharacterized. NCBI's taxonomy places the organism in Eukaryota, Fungi, Ascomycota, Eurotiomycetes, Eurotiales, Aspergillaceae. The coding region runs from base 1 to 3255 and encodes 1084 amino acids. The transcript is spliced from 4 exons. The record is from RefSeq and is a predicted model, not a curated record.
AUGACUCCAUCAAACGACAUCAGUGCUACCUACGCUGUGGGCAGUAGCACCCAUGGCUAUCAGGUGCAAUUGCGAACCGAUCAAAUAACGAUAAACCAAGACCUUGAUUCCACCAAACCAAGCAUUUUGAUCUACGCAGAGACUGUUGUCAUCGCGAGUGAUAUUACUCUUGAGGCAAUCGAGACCGAACUUGGUGCUUCAGUCCCCAGAAAUCUCCUCAUCUGUUGCAACCACUUGAUUCUUGGCUUGGAUCGAAUUUCCAUCAAUGUCUGUGGCAAAUCGCAGCAUCAGGCUAUCACCGACCAGACGGGUGCAGAUGGUGAGAAUGGCGGGUCCAUCAUAUUGUGCGUCGAGUCUUUGGAACAUGAUCAACUAGGACACAUCGGAGAUGAUAACAAGAAUCAUGGCUUAUUUCUGAAUGCAUGGGGAGGAGAAGGCGGAAUGGGUGCGGACAUGGUAGAAGAAGGACAGGCAGGCAAAGACGGUGGCAAUGGAGGUAAUGGUGGCACCGUUAAGAUCUUCUAUGGGAAUGGCGCUUUGACAGCACUCAAGGCCUUACGACAGGACCCACCGCCAAAAGAACCAAGAUGGGCCGCAAAAGCCCGUAGAUUGCAGAACACUCUGCUCGCAGGACUUGACGACGUCUACAAAGGUCACUCUUUCGAACCUACCAAUCUCAACGCACUGUCCAACACAGUUUCAGAUUACCGCGAUUUAUUCACGGCUUGCUCCGCGUUACAGACCAGUCUCACGGCUAUGCUCUCCUUACAACCCCCAGUACCAGCAUCAUUGAAGACUGGUGGAUCAAAUUUACUAGUUGAGCUCCAAAAAAUACUUCUAUCUUCUACUGGUCCAUCCGACAGUGCAACGAUUCGCAGCCAAGCCAAAGAUUUGGCGCAGGGCAUUGAUGCAUUUAUUCAGUCUGGUCUGAGCACGUCCGCUGACGAGCUGGUAUCGCGCAUCAACGAGUCAAUGUCCACAUUCAAUGCUCAACCUGACACGCAGCUCGACAACGAACUCGCUGCGGUCGAGAGGGAUUGCUCCGCAAUGAUAUCCAACAUGGAUACCCGCGCCAGGGAUCAUACUGUCAAUGUAAGCAAAGGACAUGGAGGAAGAGCGGGCAACGGAGACAUCAACGUGCCUCCCGGAAAACGAGGCAUCGAUGGCUCAAAUGGCAAUGUUUUUGUAACAGAUUUACAAUUCAGCGGGAGCCCAGAGGACCUUAAAAUCGACGAAGUGAUUGCACAACCGGACCAAUGUCAGAUGUUGCUCAACACGGCUGACAACAGUUUUAUCAAGGGUGACGACUCCAGUAGAGCUCUCGCCGCAGGACUCUAUUCUCGCUUGACUGACAGACUGGCAUUUGUGCCUGCCCUGAUGGAUGAAGGAAAGGAGGAGACAGCCCUGUACCAGGCCUACGCGACUGCGGAGGAAAAUGGCCUGACAGUCAGUACGUUCACGCAAUUGCAGUCAAUAUACCAGCAAGCUGGCGCAAGACUGGGUUUGAUUCUCACUGGCCGUGAUCUCUUCGGUCAUGACGAAUACUGGGUCCCUCGAUUGUCUUAUCAGUAUUUUGACGAUCGUUAUACGGAGCUCUCAGCUCAUUUAAAAGAGGCCGAGCAGAAAUUUUCCGAGUACGAAGACGCCCUUAACAAUAGCAGGUCGACGAAAUCAUUCUUGGAAGAUAGCAUCUCUGUUGCAGACACAAGGGCAAAAAACGCUGAAGCACAGAUCGCAAUGCUUACAGACGAGAAUGGUCCAAUGAAUACUAGCAAGUUUCAAAUUGGAUCAUUCACUCCCAUCUUGAAAAACAAACGUGGCGAGAUCAAAGGUGAAGUCGCAACUAUCAUCAGUGACAUCCAGCACAGCUUGAACAUGGACCCUGGGCACUUUCUGGACGCGCUUUCGGCCAUCGCCAUGGCACCGGAAAAGCUGAACAUUGGUGUCCAAGUAUUCCAGGCUGGGAUGAAGACGAUGACAGAAGCGCAUUCCAUAAAGGGAGAGGAUGUGAACACGAAAUAUGUUGUGUCACAGAUCACGCAAUGUGGUGACACCAUUCAGUCUCUGGAAGAGGGCUAUAACACUCUGUCUGAUGGUUCAAUAGAAGUGGACGACCCUGGCGCCGCGAAAUUAUUGAUGGCAGAAAAUGACCUGGAGAACUUGGUCACGGAAUUCCAGAGCGCCAUCCCGGAAAAACACAGGGACACCUUGAUCAAGUCAUUGAAUGAGUACGUCUCCUAUAUCAAACAGCGGAACAACGCAGUGAUGACCUACAAUGCUUGCAUACAUUUGCUGUAUCAGGCGGAGAAGGACAAAAGGUACUACACAGCGCAGGGUCAAGACUUGAAGUCAAAGAAAGAGGAGAUUGAUCCUACUCUUCCUGCCAUCACCUUUUGGCUCAAGAAGUCUCUGAACGAUCUGCGGCUUGAUUGCCUGCGAGUGCUCAACUACGGUGGACAUGCACUCCGUUUUUGGGGUCUGGUGGACAUCCCACUGGGCUUUCAAGGGGAUGGGACUUUCCCUGAUUCCAUCCAGAUUAACCGGUACAAAGACCAACUUGACAACAACAAAGAGACAGGCCUGAAUGAGUUGAGUGACCCCACCAUGAUGAUCCCAGGGGACGACUCCAAUCCCAAACGCGGAGUCUUCUACAAGUUGACCGACGGCGAGAGAAAUGUCCUGCUCGAUGGACUAAAAGAUCCCGACGCCCCAGGCUACAAGAUCUACCAAGUAGUGCUACAAAACAUCGUCCCAGCCUACCGAACCAGCGUGGUAGACACCAACCCGUUCGCAAACUGCGCCAAUGUGCGCAUUCACCAGGUUCGUGUGUGGCUUCCCAAAGCCCGCGUGACCCAACCGGACGGAAUACCCAAACUACGCGUCGACUUCGUCCAAUACGGCGACGAAACCGUCGUCCCGACUCAAUGGACACCCAAGGAUAGACCCAUCUCAAUCGCAUGCCGCCACGCCAGCGUCGGCGGCUGGUCGACGUACAACACCAGGGGAAUCGAUAGUCUCGAUGACAUCACGAAGGCGACGGACAUGGACGUCCAGGAUCUCGCGCAGGGUUGUUUUACCAACAAGUCGAAAAUGUCGGCGGAGCUGAUGGCGCCAAUUGGGCCGUUUGCGACUUGGGAGAUUACGAUUUAUGGUAGGAACCACGAGAGUGUGAAUUUCGAUCAAGUCGACGAUGUUUGGGUCGAGUUUUGGGUCACGGCGAUGAAGUUUAAGGACAGGCCGAGUGCAAAGUCUUAG